Molecule: messenger RNA, 447 nt
Organism: Exophiala dermatitidis NIH/UT8656
Lineage: Eukaryota; Fungi; Ascomycota; Eurotiomycetes; Chaetothyriales; Herpotrichiellaceae
Exons: 3
Coding region: 1-447 (148 amino acids)
Cellular component (GO): extracellular region
Source: RefSeq, a predicted model, not a curated record
AUGGCCGAGACGGCUCGAGUGAUUGCCCAGACUUGUGUCUAUGGUCAUGUUACAAAUAUCAACGGCGGGGGCUACGGGCAAAACAUCGGCGCCGGAUACCCAGCCACACCUUUGGGUAUGGGCAACUUCGUCACCGAAGGUCUAUAUAACAGCGAAGUCAACAACUAUGUCUCAUACGGUAGUGAACCGGACACCAGCAAACUGAACCAAUGGGGCCAUUUCACUCAGAUUGUGUGGAAGAGCACGACUUCCGUAGGAUGCUAUACGGCCGAUUGUACGGCGACGGGACUACAGAAUGUUGGGAGUGGAGUGCCGCCUUAUUUUACGGUUUGUAAUUAUUCGCCGCCUGGAAACUUCAUUGGAGCGUUUGCGCCCAACAUUGGCGUUUCGAUUGGGUUGCCGACUGUCCAUGCGGAUUAUGGGCUUAGUUCUAUGACGGCGAAUUGA